AUGCCUCUUACACCUCCUGAUGAGCUUGACCUGGAAUCGAAAAUGAACUGGGCGUCCUUUUAUGCCGUCAUCAGCGGUGUAAACAGACACUCCACGGGCAUUGGUCGCAUCUGGCUCUCUGUCCUUUUCAUCUUCCGUAUCCUGGUCCUGGUGGUUGCAGCAGAGAGUGUGUGGGGUGACGAGAAGUCCGGCUUCACCUGUAAUACCCAGCAGCCCGGCUGCAACAGCGUCUGUUAUGACCACUUCUUCCCCAUCUCACAUAUCCGUUUGUGGGCCCUGCAGCUCAUUCUGGUGUCCACCCCAGCCCUGCUGGUGGCCAUGCAUGUGGCCCACCGCCGACACAUCGACAAAAAACUCUACAAGCUGUCUGGCCGGGCCAACCCCAAGGAACUGGAGCAAAUCAAGACCCAGAAGAUGAAGAUCGCAGGUGCCCUUUGGUGGACAUACAUCAUCAGCCUCUUCUUCCGCAUCAUCUUUGAGGUGACCUUCAUGUAUCUCUUCUACAUGAUCUACCCUGGCUAUAAGAUGAUCCGGCUGGUCAAGUGUGACUCGUACCCCUGCCCCAACACAGUGGACUGCUUUGUGUCCAGGCCCACAGAGAAGACCGUCUUCACUGUGUUCAUGCUGGCUGUGUCAGGGAUCUGCAUCCUGCUCAACAUCGCAGAGGUGGUCUUCCUAGUGGGAAAGGCCUGUAGUAGGCACUUAAGCAAUGCUGGAGACUCAACCAUGGGAGCAUGGAUCACCCAAAAGCUCUGCUCCUACUAG
This is a messenger RNA of Salvelinus namaycush (lake trout), 765 nucleotides long. RefSeq names its product gap junction beta-1 protein-like. The transcript has 2 exons. Gene Ontology annotation, biological process: cell communication. Bases 1 to 765 code for a protein of 254 amino acids. The record is from RefSeq and is a predicted model, not a curated record. Gene Ontology annotation, cellular component: connexin complex. Lineage: Eukaryota; Metazoa; Chordata; Actinopteri; Salmoniformes; Salmonidae.